AUGGCCACCCCCAAUGUUCUUACUUUUGACGCUGAGGGGAGGGCCAUUGACUUUGCCGUCUGGAUUGAAGACCUGCAGCUGUACUUGCUGUGUGAUGCGAUAGAUGAGGUCUCUCUCUUUGACUUUGUCUCUGGCGCUGUCCCUGCCCCUCCUGCUGAUGCUGACUCUGCCGUUCGCUCCAAGUGGGCGACCCGCGAUGCUGCUGCACGUCUUGCUGUGCGUCGCCACCUCCCUUCCUCUGAGCGUGCCCACUUUAGUCAGUGCAAGACCGCUCAGGCCUUGUACGACGCUGUAGUUGCACGCUACUCCUCCCCUUCCUCCGCUACCCUUAGCCGCCUCAUGCUACCGUUUCUCUUCCCUGACCUCGCUUCCUUUCCCACUGUCGCUGACCUCGUUACCCACCUCCGUGCUAGUGACACCCGCUACCGCGCUGCCCUUCCUGCUGAGUUCCGCGCUGCGAACCCUCCUCCCAUGUACAUCACUCUCUACUUUCUCGUCACCCGUCUCCCUGAGUCCCUUCGUGUCGUUAGGGACCAGUUUCUCUCUGUCUGUCCCACCACUCUCACUGUCGACCUCCUUGAGGAGUCCCUGCUAGCGGCUGAGAAGAUUAUUGUCGCUGUAGGGGCCUCUCGGGGUGACCCUCGCACCCCCAUCUUUGAGGGGUGUGGUCCUUCCCCCCUGCUGCCCUCUGUCGCCUCUGCCGCUGCGGCCGACCUCACUGGUUUUGAGUCGGUCGGCGCGGCGUCUGCCCCCAGCGGCAGACGCCGCUCUGGCAAGGGCAAGGGGGGCAAGGGAGCGGGUGGAGCUAGAGGGGGCGGUGGAGGAGGCGGUGGGGGUGGCGGGGGGAGUGGGGGUGGCGGUGGGGGUGGUGGCGGGAGUGGAGGUACUGGUAGCGGCGGUGGAGGCGGAGGUGGCGGCGGAGGUGGUAGCGGAGGAGGCGGUGGGAGCGGUGGGAGCGACGGUCCUGGUGGGGGAGGUGGCGGUGGAGACGGGGGUGGCGGUGGAGGCGGGGGUGGCGGUGGAGGCGGGGGUCGGAGUAGCUCGUCCCAGCGGAGCAGCUCUGGGGGUGGUCAGCGCCAGCAACAGCAGCAGCAGCAGCCGCAGCAGCAGCCACAGCAGCAGCAGCGCUCUCGCACCGUCCCCGCCCCUCAGCAGCUCCGUGAGUGGUACUUGCAGCGUCAGCGUGGUGGUGCGCUUGGUCCCUGCCCCUACGUUCUUCGCACCGGUGACCGUGCAGGGGAGAGGUGUGGAGGCGCCCACACAGCCCGCCGCUGCUUUGGCCGCCUGACUGACGCCUGGCGUCAGCAGUUUCCGGAGGCCGCUGAGAUCCCCCGCUGGGGGGAGCUGUCUAGGGCUGGUGUAGCUAUUUAUGAUCUUGAUUUUGAUGCUAUUCUCUCUGCUAUGUAUGCUGUGGUUAGUGAUGAGGAUGACUGUUACCGGUGUUUCCCGCCCGACCCGGGCAUUGGUACUGCCGCGUCAGGUACUAGUGAGGCUGCUGCUCUAGGUGCCAGUGCGUCUGUGCUCUCAGGUGCUGGUGAGUCUGCCCUCUCAGGUACUGUGUCGGCUUCGGCCUCUCACACCUUCACCCUUGACUCUGGAGCGUCUCGCUCCUUCUUUAGGGACCGCACCACUCUCACGCCGCUGAGUCGGCCGGUUGCGGUGUCCCUGGCUGACCCCUCUGGGGGGCCUGUCCUGUCUCGCUUCUCCACUGUCCUCCCGUGUCCGGCGGCCCCCUCUGGCACCCUGACUGGUCUCUACCUCCCCUCGUUCUCGACGAACUUGGUGAGUGGUGCUGACCUCCAGGAUGCGGGUGUCCACCAGUUCACCCCUGCUCGUCAGCGGGUGACUCACUGCACGGAGGCGGAUACAGGUCGCCACCUGGCUACGUUUACACGUCGGCCAGGGUCGAGCCUGUACACACUGACCACUGCUUCUCCUCCAGGUGCUGAGUCUGGUAGGGUCCCUUCGUCUGGUCAGGUGUUUGCUGCAGCGUCCAGGUCUGGUCCUGAGUCUGCCCCCUGCUCGUGUCGUCGUCUGUCUCACGAGACCCUCCUUUGGCACCACCGCCUUGGCCACCCCUCUCUGCCUCGGCUCAGAGGCAUGGCCUCGCGAGUCCUUGUGUCUGGUCUUCCCCGGUCUCUCCCUCCCCUUCCUCCGGGCCCUGGCCCUACCUCCCGCGUCCGUGGACAGGGUCUGGAGCGCUACUUCCUGCUGGUGGUUGACGACUACUCGCGUUACACCACAGUCUUCCCCUUGCGCAGCAAGGGUGAGGUCACUGAGGUGUUGAUCGACUGGAUCCGCGCAGCUCGUCUCCAGCUUCGGAGGAGCUUUGGCUCUGACUUCCCUGUUUUGCGUCUGCACUCGGACAGAGGCGGAGAGUUCUCCUCUGGCCUCCUGAGUGCCUACUGUCGUGCGCGAGGCAUCCGUCAGACCUUCACGCUUCCGGACUCACCACAGCAGAAUGGGAUUGCUGAGCGCCGCAUUGGCAUGGUCAUGGACGUCGCUCGUACGUCCAUGAUGCAUGCGGCUGCUCCCCAUUUUCUGUGGCCGUUUGCGGUCAGGUACGCUGCGCACCAGAUCAACCUCCACCCCAGGGUCUCUCGACCGGAGACCUCCCCAGCCCUGCUGUGGACGGGGAAGGUUGGCGAUGCGUCGGCGUUCCGGGUCUGGGGAUCUCGGGCGUUUGUUCGCGACCUGUCUGCGGACAAGCUGUCCCCUCGUGCUUCUCCCUGCGUCUUCCUGGGGUUCCCCCCCGACGCCCCUGGGUGGCAGUUUUACCACCCCACCUCUCGACGUGUUCUGUCCUCCCAGGACGUCACGUUCGACGAGUCGGUACCCUACUACCGCCUCUUCCCCUACCGCACUCCGUCCCUCCCCCCACCCCCGCUCUUCUUGGUACCAGGUCCCCCCCCGGUAGUCCCCCUCCCCCCUCAGGGUCCUGCCCCUUCAGGUGUGUCCCAGGUAGACGCGGUCGAGCCUGUCGAGGUCACUGGUGACUCUGGUGCUGCUGCGGGAGCUGAGCCUGGGGGUGCGGAGUCUGGGGGUGCUGAGCCUGGGGGUGCUGAGCCUGGGGGUGCUGAGCCUGGAGGUGCCGAGCCUGGGGGUGCUGUGCCUGGGGGUGCUGUGCCUAGGGGUGCUGAGCCUGGGGGUGCUGCGCCUGGGGGUGCUGUGCCUGGGGGUGCUGAGCCAGGAGGUGCCGAGCCUGGGGGUGCUGUGUCUGGGGGUGCUGUGCCUAGGGGUGCUGAGCCUGGGGGUGCUGAGCCUGGGGGUGCUGUGCCUGGGGGUGCUUCGUCUCGCCGGGAGCCACUCUCCCCACAGGAGCUGCGUGAGUGGUUUGCCAGGCGCUGGAGGCGUGCUGCUGGUGCUGGUGGUUCUUCGGCUGCAGAGGGUACUGCUGCCGCGCGUCCCGCCGGUGCUCGUACUGUGGGUGCUGGAGCUGCUGGGUAUGAGAGUUCUCCUGGAGCUGGUACUGCUGAGGGUGUUGGCGCUGAGCCUGCCGUUGGCGGUCCGACUGACAGUGCUCCUGGUGCUGCUGCUAGAGGUUCUGGAGCUUCUGGUGGUGCUGCUAGAGGUGCUGCUGGAGUGGGUGCUCCUGCCGGGGCUGCUGGUGCUGUUCCUGCUGUUUCUAGUGUCGCCGCGCGGCCCCGACCGUACUUCGUUCCGCUCCUGCAGCAGGUUCUUGGUCUUACACCUCCUCCUCCUCCUCCCUUAGAGGGUCCGCAGCCUGUCCGGUCACAGCCACAGCUACAGCCUGCCUCCCCUUUGCCAGCUCCUUCUCCCUACGCUGGUCCGACUGGAGGUCUUACUGAGCGUCGUGAGCCUGCGUCUCGUCCUGUGUCGCCUGUUCGUACUGAGCGCGCUAGUGGUCGCGGGUCGCGUCAGCGUCCUCCUCCUGUCCCUGGCACGCACCGGAUGUCACUGCGUCCGUCCACUGCUCCUCUGCGUGCCCCUUUGCCUUCUCCUCCUGCUUCCUCUCUUCCUGCUCUUGCCGACCCGGAGUCGGACUCUCUUCGUGCUGCCAGUCCUACUGUCACGCGUCUCCUUGCUACUGCUGUCACUGACCCUUCCUUCGAGUCGUCUGCUGCGUCUGCCCUUGUCACUGAGCUUGUCGACUUUGCUGCGCGCUGUCGUCUAGACUACGCUGCUCGUCUUGUCACUGAGUCUGAGUCCGCCUGUCCUCCGUCCGUCGGGGGUGAGUGUGCCCUUGGCACGGACGUCCUAGAGGACAGGCAGGAGGAGUUCCAGUGUCUGGCCGCCGCUUCACCUCGUCUCGCGUCUGUACUGCUAGCCCCUGAGGGAGACCCGGAUGCACCAGACAUCCCGACUCCGCGCUCUUACGCGGAGGCGAUAGAGGGUCCCUACUCCUCUCAGUGGCAGGCAGCUAUGGAUGCAGAGAUGGCUUCCUGGAAGUCCACAGGCACCUACGUUGACGCUGUUCCCCCUCCUGGGGCGAACAUCGUCAGUGGCAUGUGGAUUUUCAGGGUGAAGCGGCCGCCGGGUUCUCCGCCUGUCUUCAAGGCGCGUUACGUGGCUCGUGGCUUCAGUCAGCGGCAGGGGGUUGACUACUUUCAGACCUUCUCCCCCACCCCGAAGAUGACCACUCUUCGGGUCCUGCUGCACGUUGCUGCUCACCGUGACUACGAGCUGCACUCUCUCGACUUCAGCACAGCUUUCUUGCAGGGCAGCCUGCACGAGGAGAUCUGGCUGCGUCGCCCACCUGGCUUCACUGGGUCUUUCCCUCCUGGUACCCAGUGGAGUCUCCGGCGUCCAGUCUACGGUCUCCGCCAGGCGCCACGUGAGUGGCACGACACACUGAGGACUACGCUCGCGGCACUUGGGUUUGCUCCUUCUACUGCCGACCCGUCGCUGUUUCUGCGCACCGACACCUCUCUGCCGCCGUUCUACAUCCUCGUGUACGUCGACGACUUGGUCUUUGCCACAGCUGACACUGCUGGACUCGCCUACGUGAAGUCCGAGCUGCAGAAGAGACACACGUGCACUGACCUGGGUGAACUGCGCAGCUACCUUGGCUUGCAGAUCACCCGGGACAGAGCACGCCGCACCAUUACCCUGACUCAGUCACACAUGGUGCAGCAGGUCCUUCAGCGCUUCGGCUUCACGUAG
Molecule: messenger RNA, 5124 nt
Organism: Closterium sp. NIES-65
Lineage: Eukaryota; Viridiplantae; Streptophyta; Zygnematophyceae; Desmidiales; Closteriaceae
Source: the annotation of a GenBank genome assembly